CCAAUUGUAGAAAGUCCGUAGGGCUCAGCCCAGCAUCGCCGCCGCCACCACCACUUCCUCCACCGACCUUCCUCUCUGAAAAUUUCCCUCGACUCCGAUUUUUCCUCAGUUAGGGUUAGGGUUUGUUUCCAAAGAUGGAUGAGUAUCAAGAGAUGGAGAGCUUUGGCAUGGACAACGACUUCGAAGACGGUCAAUGGAUCAACGGCGAAUUCUACUACCGUAAGCGCAGGGACAAGCGCCACCAGACCAAAGACGACGUCCUCUAUGGUGUAUUCGCCGACUCCGAUUCCGACGACUCUUCCUCUGCCAAGAAGCGCCGUAAGGACCUCUCCAACAAGACCGAUUUCACCAAGCCCGUCAAUUUCGUCUCCACCGGCGUCGUCAUGCCCACCCAAGAAAUCGAACGUAAUUCCAGGGAGCAAGUCAACGAAGACGACGGCGGCAGCGGCGGCGACAGGCCCGGUUUGGGCCUCGGUUCUACCAAUUUCGGUUCAGGUAUAGGCUUUACUUCCAAUUCCGGUUCGUUUUCGAAAAAUGUUGGCAAUAACGAAGUAGAUGAACAUGAUAACGAUGAUGAUGGUUUCCUUCCCACUGCGUUCGGAAGGAAGAUUAAGGAGGGUGCCCAGCGGCGGGAGAGAGAGAGGGAGAAGUCGAAAUUAGUUAAGAAAUCUCAAGGAGGGAGAAGAGAGGCUGAAUUGGGGGAUGUCGGACGAUUUGAGAAGUUUACGAAAGGGAUUGGGAUGAAAUUGAUGGAGAAAAUGGGUUACACAGGAGGUGGUCUGGGGAAAAAUGAGCAAGGGAUUGUUGCUCCGAUUGAGGCUAAGUUACGACCCAAGAAUAUGGGGAUGGGUUUUAACGAUUACAAGGAGACGAAAUUGCCUGCAUUGCAAGAACCUGAGGAGAAGAAAUCGUUGCCUGGGACCACGCAGGCUGUGAAUAAGAGUAAAGGGAAGCUCUGGACGAAGCAAGCCAGCGGGAAGAAAAAGGACAGAUACAUUACAGCUGAGGAGUUGCUUGUGAAGAAGCAAGAGCAGGGUAUUGAAGUUGUUCAGAAGGUGUUUGACAUGAGGGGGCCCCAGGUUCGCGUUUUGACGAAUCUGGAGGAUUUGAAUGCUGAGGAGAAAGCCAGGGAAAAUGAUAUACCAAUGCCUGAACUUCAGCAUAAUGUGAAGUUGAUUGUGAACUUAGCUGAGCUUGAUAUACAGAAGUUGGACAGGGAUUUGAGGAAUGAGAGAGAGACAGUGGUGAGCUUGCAGAUGGAGAAGGAGAAGUUACAAAAAGAGGCAGCUCAUCAGAAGACACAGUUGGAUAAUACAGAACAAAUAGUUAGUGUAUUGGACAUAAUAAGUGAGGAGAAUUCAGUAGGAAAAUUGACAUUGGAUUCACUUGCAAAGUAUUUUGGUGAUUUACGAAGGAGAUUUGCCGAAGAUUACAAACUUUGUAAUCUGUCAUGCAUUGCUUGCUCAUUUGCUCUCCCUUUACUUAUUAGAGUGUUCCAGGGAUGGGAUCCCCUUCAAAAUCCAUUGCAUGGCUUGGAAGUGAUGUCCUCAUGGAAAAAUCUAUUGCAAGGAGGGGACGAUAUUUUUGAUCUCUCUGAUGUGGGAUCACCUUAUACACAGUUGGUUAUGGAAGUUGUUUUACCUGCUGUAAGAAUAUCUGGAAUCAACACUUGGCAAGCCAGGGACCCUGAACCGAUGCUUCGCUUUUUGGAGUCAUGGGAAAAAUUGCUUCCUUCCUCAGUCCUUCAAACCAUGCUUGACAACAUUGUUUUGCCUAAAUUAUCUUCUGCUGUAGAUGUGUGGGACCCACGUAGGGAAACCGUUCCAAUCCAUGUUUGGGUGCAUCCAUGGCUACCACUGUUGGGUCAGAAGUUGGAGAGUUUAUAUUGGAAGAUAUGUGAUAAAUUGGGCAAUGCUCUUCAAGCAUGGCAUCCUAGUGAUGGGUCUGCUUACACUAUCCUGUCACCUUGGAAGACAGUUUUUGACUCUACAAGUUGGGAGAGACUUAUGGUUCGAUCAAUAAUUCCGAAAUUGAUGAAUGUCCUGCAAGAAUUUCAAGUAAACCCAGCAAGUCAGAACCUCGAUCAGUUCCAUUGGGUCAUGUCUUGGGCUUCUGUAAUUCCAAUUCAUCGCAUGGUUGAAUUGUUGGAACUUCAUUUCUUCCCAAAGUGGCAGCAGGUUUUGUACCAUUGGUUGUGUUCAGGCCCAAACUUUGAAGAGGUUACACAAUGGUAUUUGGGUUGGAAGGGACUCUUGCCCCAAGAACUUCUUGCCAAUGAACAGAUCCGCUAUCAGCUUAAUAUUGGUCUUGACAUGAUGAACCAGGCUGUUGAAGGUAUGGAGGUGGUCCAACCUGGUUUGCGAGAGAACAUUAGCUAUCUUCGGGUGCUUGAACAACGGCAGUUUGAGGCUCAGCAGAAAGCAGCUGCAGAUGCUCGACAGCAAGCUGCCGCGAGUCUGGGUGGCACAACCCAGAUGGAUGGCAUUGGAGGUGUGCUUGAGAUGAGUUUGAAAGAAGUUAUUGAGGCACAUGCACAACAGCAUGAAUUGCUGUUUAAGCCUAAACCUGGCAGAAUGUAUAAUGGUCACCAGAUAUAUGGCUUUGGUAACAUAAGCAUAAUAGUGGACUCUCUAAAUCAAAAGGUAUUUGCCCAACAUGAAGAAAGAUGGUCCUUGGUAACCCUGGAGCAGUUGCUGGAGAUGCACAAGAAUUCUAUUUUGAAGUGACAUGGAGUUUAGGUGUUUUUUUGAAGAGUUCUUGGAUGCAAAGUGGCUCUAGGGUGGCACUGUGGCAGCAUUUCAGGUUGCCUUGUUUGUAGCCAUUAUGCAUAAAUGCAAUGAGAGAAAAACAAAAUAUUUUUGAAGUAAAACUUCUAGGUUAUUGGGUUUCUGUUGUAAAUUUCAACAAUGGGAAUGCUUGUUAUUUGAUUCUUCAUUGUCAGCUUUGUUAUAUAACAAUGAACCUUGGUUCAA
Molecule: messenger RNA, 2972 nt
Organism: Vitis vinifera (wine grape)
Lineage: Eukaryota; Viridiplantae; Streptophyta; Magnoliopsida; Vitales; Vitaceae
Product: septin and tuftelin-interacting protein 1 homolog 1
Exons: 1
Coding region: 135-2726 (863 amino acids)
Biological process (GO): spliceosomal complex disassembly
Cellular component (GO): U2-type post-mRNA release spliceosomal complex
Molecular function (GO): nucleic acid binding
Source: RefSeq, a predicted model, not a curated record